Messenger RNA from Dermatophagoides pteronyssinus (European house dust mite), 1708 nucleotides. RefSeq lists its product as uncharacterized. Gene Ontology annotation, molecular function: DNA-binding transcription factor activity, RNA polymerase II-specific; sequence-specific DNA binding. The record is from RefSeq and is a predicted model, not a curated record. Gene Ontology annotation, cellular component: nucleus. NCBI's taxonomy places the organism in Eukaryota, Metazoa, Arthropoda, Arachnida, Sarcoptiformes, Pyroglyphidae. Gene Ontology annotation, biological process: regulation of transcription by RNA polymerase II; cell differentiation.
UUUGUUGAUUAUUAUCAUUUAUAUUAAACCCCAAUAUUCCUAUUCGAAAGAUAUUUUUCAUUCGUAUUCUAAUCAACAAAAUCAACGGUACUACACUAGUAACCAGUGUUUAAAUUGUAAAAAAAUUUUACAAUUUCAUUUAACCAAUAAGCACUACACACCUAUAUUAUUAUUCUGUGAUCUGUGAUUAACCAUCAAUUAACCAUUCAGUUUCUGCUUCUUCUUCUUCUUCUUCUUCUGCUUUUCGUUUUUUCUUUCGAAGUUUUACCAAAUUUACCAAAUUUACUGAAUGAAUACUGCAUUGAUAAAAGCGUCGAAUUCAAAAUUUAAUUUUUGUGAUUCAUAUAAUCACCAUUCUUCUUAUUAUCAUCAACAUUCAUCCAAUUCACCAGCAUCAUUUCUACCAUCACCAUCGAUAUUUGAUCGUUCAUCACCAUCGAUAUUUUCAUCCAAAUUUAGUUUAUCCAAUACACCAUCAACAACAACAACAACAACGGCGAUCACAACAUCAUCACCAACAUUAACACCGUCAUCAUCCGCAUCAUCCGUAUCACCUACACCAUCAUCAUCGCCAUUGCCAAACAAUAUGUUGUUUACAGAAUCUAGCUAUAAAUCAUCAUGGAAUUCUCCGACAACACCAUCAUCACCAACACAAAAUUAUCAUCCAAAUUCAAUAACCGGUAUAACAAAUAAAGCAGCAGCGGCAGCGGCUGCGGCAGCAGCCGCUGCUGCCGCUGUUGCUGGUGUAUCAAUUGAUCAAACGCAUUCACAUUUAAAUGUUAAUGUUCGUAAUACGAUUCAAGAUCCAUAUCAAAUGUUUGGACCAACAAGCUCUCGGCUAGCAAGUUCGGGUUCAGGACAGAUACAAUUGUGGCAAUUUUUAUUAGAAUUAUUAUCCGAUUCGGGCAAUUCAAAUUGUAUUACAUGGGAAGGUACUAAUGGUGAAUUUAAACUUACCGAUCCAGAUGAAGUUGCACGUCGUUGGGGCGAAAGAAAAAGUAAACCAAAUAUGAAUUAUGAUAAAUUAAGUCGAGCAUUACGUUAUUAUUAUGAUAAAAAUAUUAUGACUAAAGUACAUGGAAAACGAUACGCAUAUAAAUUUGAUUUUCAGGGUCUUGCUCAAGCUACACAGCCUAGUCCAACUGAUACAUCAAUGUAUAAAGGUGCCUAUCAAUCGGCCGAUUUAUUUACAACAAUGCAUCAUGCAUCCGGUUAUCAUAGUGGUCAUCAUUCACAUCAUUCACAUCAUCCGCAUCAUCAUUCACAUCAUCCACAUCAUGGUACAACAAAAGCACAUUUAAAUUUUGCUGCUAUGCAUGCAGCUACUGCUGCUGCUGCUGGUACAUCAAUUGGUUCACCAACAUCAGGAUCCGGUACAUUAUUUUCAUCAUCAUCAACAGCAGCCGCUGCAGCAGCAGCAUCAUAUUGGUCAAAUACUGGUUCGGCUGCAGCGGCAAAUCUUUAUUCAAAUAUUGCAGCCGCAUCAAAUCAUGCAGCUGCAAUUGGUCAUCAUCAUCAUCAUCAUGCAACUAAUCAUCAUCAACAUCCACAUCCACAUCAUACACAUCCAGCAAUGACAUCACAUAUUGGAUCAUAUUCACAUUAUGCUUGAAUUUUACAAAAAACAAACCAAAAAACCAAAACCAAAUUGCUAAUUACAUUGAAUAUCUUCAUUGAUGUUGAUGUAUAUAAGAAAAUUUUUGCAAUU